AUGGCCAAGAGGAAAUUGGCUGCGCUGGAAAAGGUCGAGGCAGAUUUGCCCAACCUCCAGCAAAAGAUUCGGCGAGACUCCAAAUCUUACAUUGAAGAUUUUCGCGCUCAAUAUUAUCAAUAUGAAAGCCACCGGGAAAUCUUCAUGGCGGCGCCGGCGUCCACAGAAACAGGGCUGAUCUCGUUGCACGACUUGAUCGACUUCAUUUCGCACGUAGCAGAUUGCUACCCGGAUAUUACAAAAGACUUUCCACAGCAAUUAAUGGAUAUGAUCAUGCAACACCAUGUGGAUCUUACUCCAGAGCUUCGCGAGAAAAUCGUUGGAAGCUUGGUGCUCUUGAGGAAAAAAGAAGUCAUAGACUCGGUUUCGCUUCUACACACUCUGUUUCCGAUUCUCGUGUCUACUCCGAGCAAAACGCUACGCGAGAUAUUGUUCCAGAAGAUCUUGUCGGAUCUGCGAGCCUCCAAUGCCAAAACGACGAACCACAAACUGAACCGAAUUAUGCAGACUGUCUUGUUUAACUUGGUUACAUCAGAUCGCGAAUCGUCUAAAGGUCUAUGGGCCAUCAAAAUCACAAGGGAGUUGUGGAAAAGACAGGUCUGGACGGAUGCAAAGACAGUUGAGAUCAUGAAGGAGGCUUCUCUAGCUGACAACGAGAAAGUAGCAACUGGUGGCGUCAGGUUCUUUCUCGGUGGUGACAAGGAGAGAGAAGACAUGGAAGACGAGAGUAGCGAUGAUGAUGGGAUCGACGUUGCCAAGAUGAAACAUCAGGUCGGAAUCACCAAGAAAUCGAAAAAGAAGUCCCGCCAGAUUGAAAAGGCCGUCUCGACUGUCAAAAAGAAGGAACGCAAGAAGAAGCAGCCCCAUCCACUGAACUUCUCAGCUCUGCAUCUUCUGCAUGACUCCCAAGGGUUCGCCGAGAACCUUUUUGCAAAACACCUGCAAAGCACCAAGUCUAAACUCAACUUGGAGCAAAAGCUCCUGGCUUUACAAUUGGUUUCUCGUCUCAUUGGCUUGCACAAGCUCACACUUGUUCACUUUUAUUCCUACUUCCAAAAAUACCUUACUCCGAGACAGCCCUCAGUCACAUCGUUCCUGGCGUCCCUUGCUCAAGCCACGCAUAAUCUCGUCCCUCCAGAUGUGUUGGAGCCGCUAAUCCAAAAGAUUGCGAACGAGUUUGUCUCUGAAGCGUCAGCAGCCGAAGUGGCUUCGGCCGGUCUAAAUGCCAUUCGGGAAAUCUGUGUUAGACAGCCUCUGGCCAUGGAAGAGACCUUGUUGCAAGAUCUAGUCAUGUAUAAAAAGAGCAAGGACAAGGGCGUCAUGAUGGCUGCAAAGGGUCUUUUAGGCCUCUACCGUGACGUUGGUGCGGAUAUGUUGAAGAGACGUGACCGAGGCAAGGACGCAUCGAUGGCGCUAAGAUCCGGAGAGAGGAAAGACAUCCGAUUCGGUGAAGAAGCCGUAGGAGAGAUUGAAGGCCUUGAGCUUCUUGAGCAAUGGAAAGAGGAGGAGCGAAAGAGAAAGAGGGCCGAACAGGGCCUUCCAUCCGAUGCGGAAGAUGAAGGUGACUUGGAAGCGGAUGAGGCUGCCGGCUGGGAUAAUUGGGAUGUUGAAGACGACGACAGCGACGAUUCAGGGGGUUGGAUCAAUGUUGAAAGUGACGCGGAAAUCGAGCUGAGCGACUCGGACGAUGAGAAGCCGGCUGCUAAGAAGACAAAACAGGAGAAUGGCGAAGAUGCCAAGGAUACAGAGAAAGAUCAAGAGGAAAAGAAAAAACCAAGCAAUUUUGCAACGACACGAAUCCUCACCCCGGCUGAUUUGGCAAAAUUGGCAGAACUCCGCUCUAGUGCUGCUGUGAAUUCACUGCUCCCUACAUCCAAAUCGAAACGCAUGCAGAACGCGCAGAAGAUCGCGGCUGAUCGACACGCCGAUGACCCUCUUACAGCGGCAGAGAUCGAAGGCCUUGCUCUCCUGUCUAAAGGAAGGCUUACGCGCGAAGAGAAGAUUGCCCAUGCAAAGGAAACUAAGACUGAUCGUGACGAGUUCAAGAGUAAAACUGCUCGUAAAAAGGAGAGGAAGAUCGAGGAUGGAAAGAGCACAACCAACAAGGAGAAGGCGAGAAAGAAGAACUUCCUGAUGACGCUGGGGAAAGCAAGAAGUAAAAACAAGCGCAGUCUAGUCGAGACGAGGGCGACAUUGAAGGCCCAUCAUGACAGGCAGAAACGGGGAGGCAGGCGUGGAAACCAAGGGUAG
Molecule: messenger RNA, 2250 nt
Organism: Talaromyces rugulosus
Lineage: Eukaryota; Fungi; Ascomycota; Eurotiomycetes; Eurotiales; Trichocomaceae
Exons: 4
Coding region: 1-2250 (749 amino acids)
Biological process (GO): ribosomal large subunit export from nucleus; ribosomal large subunit biogenesis
Cellular component (GO): nucleolus
Source: RefSeq, a predicted model, not a curated record